This is a messenger RNA of Racocetra fulgida, 421 nucleotides long. The record is from the annotation of a GenBank genome assembly. Lineage: Eukaryota; Fungi; Glomeromycota; Glomeromycetes; Diversisporales; Gigasporaceae.
GAAAUCCUGAGAUAAAAGAAUUAUUUGAAUUUCUUUAUCCACUAAUUAAAUUACCUUCACGACAAGAUCUUGGUGGUCGAAUUUUAGCAGAGUCAGCAUAUAAAAUAACAAAAUCUAUUAAAAAUUUAGCACAGCAAGACAAAAAUGCAGAAAACAUAUCAGGAGAAUGUACAAAAUGGUUAAAUGUGCAAUAUCGAACUGAAAAAAUACUUGAUGAUUUAAAAAAUAAAGAAAUUAAAGUUAAUGCUGUUAUAAUAGAUUGUGGCUCUAAAUAUGAAGCUGCCAGUCAUUAUUUGUGUUUUGCUAGUAUUAUUAAAACUCGUGCUGCUCUUAAAAAUUUAGCUACCAAAAUUGAAGAGGGUGUUGAUGAAAAUUUUAAAGAUUUUCCUGAAGAUAUUUUUCUUAAUAUUUCAAACAAUGA